AUGAUGAGCUCUCGCUCCGUAGCCAAGGUCGUAGUUGCUGCAGCGAUUGGAUAUGUGGCCUAUCGUGGUGUACUUUCUUUUUUCAAAAAUGAGAUCACACUAAGCAUCAGCGAGGUAGUUCACAUGUCCGAUGGGCAAUGCCGGCAAGAGAUUGGUGAUCAGGUCGCACUUAAAGGGGAGAUUUUGUGCGAGACAUACUUAAUGCGUAGCUACCGUCUUAGCAUGAAGCUCUCCGCCAACAUAAAGGGUGGUACGCUCUCCCUUUCUUCACACGUUCCUUCUCGACAUCGCGUGUUGCAUAUAAAUGAUGUAGGAACUUAUUGUAACGUCGUUCCCUCGUCGGGAAGUAAAAGACGGGAUGGGCUACCAGAUAUCGUAGUCGAUAAUGUGCACGGUAUGGUUGAUUACUGGGAACUAUUGUCGUGUGGGAAUGUGUGCUUCACACCUCCUUGCGUAAGCGAUGAGUCUGUUCUGCGGUAUGAAGGCAAAGUGAGACCUGGUCUCUCCCCUAGCGCCACCAUACGAGACUGCUACUUGCAGACUGAUGAAACGCCAGGGCGUAAGCGUCUGCAUUUUGAUCUGAUAGUCCGCGACACAGUACAUGCUGUUAGCAUCCGUAUCGAACUUCCAAACCGCCGCUGUCAGCUGGUUUUAGUUGACCAUGGUGGCGUGGGCAGCGUUACUCGGUUGAGUAAGGAAGCGUCACACUGUUGGGCGUGGGACAUUCCCCUCUUUGAUCCUCGGGGGGCGAGUCGUGAGAUCCCAACUGCAGCAGAUGAGGCAAGCAUCACAAAACCUGGAUCGUAUCCGCAUGGUGCAAUGCAAGAGACACUUGUGGGCGCACUGGGAAGUGAUCUCCCUGAAUACACACCUUCCGCUUGCACACAUUUCAUGCUCAUUUUUGAAGAACAGGAGGGUGGAGACAAUAGCGAUGCGUCUACAAACUCAGACAUGGACGGGGAAAACGUGGAGGAGGGGUUUGAUGAAUUGAAGGACAGUCCUGAGGGCAGCAGUGAAAUGGUCACCUCAAACCGAGCCCAAAAAGUGAGUAAGAAAGCCAUGAAGCGAGCAGAGCGGUCAAGAAAGAAAGUUACCCAGCGUCAACGAGUCGACGCCAUCCGUACCUCACGUCAGGGAGCAGUGGCGCGCGGCGUCGCAGUAUCUCUGUCAUACAGUGUUUCCGGGCUUGCGUCAGGCAUGGACGUGCGAAGACUACGUACAGUUAGCGAAAGGCCCAAUUGGGCGCCUCACUCUAAUUUUAGCCGCUGGAUUUUGAGUUUCCUCUCGUGGUGUAUUUACAAGCCACGAUUGGGAAAAUUUGCACAUUACACUACAUGGUUUGUGCAAACAGUCGACGUAAUUUCUCUCUGA
Trypanosoma brucei brucei TREU927 is the source of this 1371-nucleotide messenger RNA. RefSeq lists its product as hypothetical. Bases 1 to 1371 code for a protein of 456 amino acids. The transcript has a single exon. Lineage: Eukaryota; Euglenozoa; Kinetoplastea; Trypanosomatida; Trypanosomatidae. The record is from RefSeq and is a predicted model, not a curated record.